UCCGAUGCGGGGUCCCCUCCUGGCGGCCGCCGGGGGGUCCAUGGGGGGGCCCCUGGCCCGCACCAUCCGUGCCAAGCUGACGGCGGCCCUGCAGCCCACGCACCUGGAGGUGCGGGACGACUCCCCCCGCCACGGGGGUCCCCCCGGCGCCGAGACGCAUUUCGGGGUGCUGGUGGUGAGCGGGCGCUUCUCGGGGCUGCCUCCGCUCCAGCGGCACCGCCUGGUGCAUGAGGCGCUGCGGGCAGAGCUGGCCGGGCCCCUGCACGCCCUGCAAGUCAUCGCCCGCACCCCCGAGCAGUGGGAGAGCGACCCCCACGUUCCCCCCGCUCCCCCUUGCCUGGGGGGCUCCAAGCGGGAACAACGCCGCGGGGACGGGGGAGAAGAGACCGGGCAGCAGUGAGAGCCCG
Molecule: messenger RNA, 407 nt
Organism: Sturnus vulgaris (Common starling)
Lineage: Eukaryota; Metazoa; Chordata; Aves; Passeriformes; Sturnidae
Product: bolA-like protein 1
Cellular component (GO): mitochondrion
Source: RefSeq, a predicted model, not a curated record